AUGGCGGCGGACGGGGACUGGCAGGAUUUCUAUGAGUUCCAGGAGCCGGCCCGGAGCGUCCAGGACCAGGACAGCUGUCACGCGAGUCCCGAUGCCGGGGCAGAGGCGGGCGGGGGAGGCGACAACUUCCCGUCGCUGGCUUGCAGCUUGGAGGAGAAGCUCAGCCUGUGUUUCCGCCCGUCGGGCGCGGGCGCCGAGCCCCCGCGGGCGGCGGUGCGGCCCAUCACAGAGCACAGCCUCUUGCAGGGGGACGAGAUUUGGAAUGCACUGACGGAUAAUUAUGGAAACGUGAUGCCCGUGGACUGGAAGUCCUCACAUACCAGGACCUUGCACCUGCUUACUCUGAACCUGUCAGAGAAGGAGAAAAGUGACAGUUUGCUCUUUGAUGCUUCGGAUGAUGAGGAGCUUCGAGAACAGCUGGAUAUGCACUCAAUCAUUGUCUCCUGCGUCAGCGAGGAGCCCCUCUUCACUGCGGAUCAGGUUAUUGAAGAAAUUGAAGAAAUGAUGCAGGAAUCCCCGGACCCAGACGAUGAUGAGACUCCCACACCGUCCGAUCGACUUUCGAUGCUUUCCCAGGAAAUUCAGACCCUUAAGAGAUCUAGUACAAGCAGUUAUGAAGAGAGAGUGAAAAGGCUCCCAGUGUCGGAAUUAAAUGAGCUCCUGGAAGAAAUUGAGACUGCCACUAAGGAUUACUCGGAAGAGCUGGUGCAGCAGUUGGCCCUGCGAGAUGAACUGGAGUUUGAAAAGGAAGUGAAAAACAGCUUCAUUUCUGUUCUUAUUGAAGUGCAAAACAAACAGAAAGAACACAAAGAAACAGCCAAAAAGAAGAAGAAGCUCAAAAACAGCAGCUCUCAGAAUGGCAAACAUGAGAGGAGUCAUAUGCCCGGCACACGCUUCAGCAUGGAAGGGAUCUCAAAUGUCAUUCAGAAUGGCCUCCGCCACACCUUUGGAAAUUCAGGUGGAGAGAAACAGUACUUGACAACAGUUAUUCCUUAUGAGAAGAAGAAUGGACCGCCAUCUGUGGAAGACCUUCAGAUAUUAACAAAAAUUCUUUGUGCCAUGAAGGAGGACAGUGAAAAGGUCCCAAGCUUGUUAACGGAUUAUAUACUGAAAGAAUUUGCAUUCUGUCCCAUCCCUGCAGCCAGUGAACUGGACCUUGUCCCCUCCUGCACAGCUGCUAUGGAACGAAGUUCCGUAUAUUUUCUGGCAGUCCAAGCAACCAUGGCAGACCUCUUCUUUAUAUGA
Elephantulus edwardii (Cape elephant shrew) is the source of this 1245-nucleotide messenger RNA. It is a transcript of the gene FEZ2, whose product is annotated as fasciculation and elongation protein zeta 2 (zygin II). Lineage: Eukaryota; Metazoa; Chordata; Mammalia; Macroscelidea; Macroscelididae. The record is from RefSeq and is a predicted model, not a curated record. Gene Ontology annotation, cellular component: axon; cytoplasm. The coding region runs from base 1 to 1245 and encodes 414 amino acids. The transcript has 9 exons.